Neoarius graeffei (lesser salmon catfish) is the source of this 633-nucleotide messenger RNA. Its product is annotated as C-type lectin lectoxin-Lio2-like. The record is from RefSeq and is a predicted model, not a curated record. The transcript has 4 exons. The coding region runs from base 4 to 633 and encodes 209 amino acids. NCBI's taxonomy places the organism in Eukaryota, Metazoa, Chordata, Actinopteri, Siluriformes, Ariidae.
AUCAUGAAGCAGAAACAUUUGCUCCUGUAUUUCACUAGUUUAGUUCCAGUUGCUGUCUCAAUCAUGGGAAAUGUCUCUCACAAGUAUGACCUGAUCAUGACGCUGCGGUCAUGGGCUGAUGCACAGAAUUACUGCAGGGUGAUGUAUACUGACUUGGCAACAGUCCUAAGUGAUACUGAUUGGUCAAGGUUGAAGAAAGAAGCAGCAAGCAAAGGUCUGGCAACAUCUGCCUGGGUUGGAUUGUAUGAUGAUCAUACUAGCUGGCGCUGGUCCUUAAAUGAUCUUCUACUGAAAGAUCUCACUUAUACCAACUGGGCCUCUGGACAGCCUAAUAAUGCUCUUGGGAUAGAAUCAUGUGUUAUGUUGGUUGGAUAUGGUUUAUGGAUGGAUACAUCAUGUCAAUUUCUCAGAGUUUUCAUAUGCUACGAUGCGAAGUUCAGUGGUGCUGACAAGUUCAUUGCCAUCAACAGUCUAGUGACCUGGCCUGAAGCUCAGGCUUACUGCAGAACACAUCACACAGACUUGGCCAGUUCUCUUAACAGCUCAGACAACAACAUAUUAAGGCAGCUGAGGGAUAGCCAGAGUGAUUCCUGGAUUGGCCUAUACAGACACACUUGGAAGUGUUGUGUGUGA